Pezoporus occidentalis (night parrot) is the source of this 2474-nucleotide messenger RNA. RefSeq names its product solute carrier family 11 member 1 (gene SLC11A1). Gene Ontology annotation, cellular component: plasma membrane; phagocytic vesicle membrane. Gene Ontology annotation, molecular function: cadmium ion transmembrane transporter activity; iron ion transmembrane transporter activity; manganese ion transmembrane transporter activity. The transcript is spliced from 13 exons. Bases 450 to 2009 code for a protein of 519 amino acids. The record is from RefSeq and is a predicted model, not a curated record. Lineage: Eukaryota; Metazoa; Chordata; Aves; Psittaciformes; Psittacidae. Gene Ontology annotation, biological process: response to lipopolysaccharide; intracellular iron ion homeostasis; metal ion transport.
CCCAGCCCAGUGAGGGUGUCUGUGUCACACCAGCCCUCCCCAACCCCAUCCGGUCCUGGGGGAUGAAAGGGAGAAGGGGAAGAAUCGGGGUUUUCCCUGCCAGGAAGGAUAGUGCAAUAAACGGUGCCUGACAGCCCAGAAACCCCCUGCACAUCACUGUCCAACCUGCCCCUGGCUGGGGAUCUUGCUGUCCCCCUGGCACUGCUGCUAACAGAGAGGGGCUGGGGCUGGGGCUGGCAGUUCCCUCCCCAGAGCAGAAGAAACAUCCCGUGUGCGAAAUGCACCCGUGCAGGCAGCACCGGGCUUCCUAGCACCGCGCUAAAGGGGACCGGGAGUGCAAUUGGGAAACGCUGGUUUCAAACGGGAACUCUUUGCUCUGAUCUGCUGCCUCUUCCCAGGCCGGUUUCAGCUUUAGGAAACUCUGGGCUUUCACCGGUCCUGGCUUCCUCAUGAGCAUCGCUUACCUGGACCCGGGCAACGUGGAGUCAGACCUGCAAUGCGGGGCUGUGGCGGGGUUCAAGCUGCUGUGGGUGCUGCUGUGGGCCACCAUCCUGGGGCUGCUGUGCCAGCGCCUGGCCAUCCGGCUGGGAGUGGUGACUGGGAAGGACCUGGGUGAGAUCUGCUACCUCUAUUACCCCAAGGUGCCCCGUGUACUGCUGUGGCUCAUGAUCGAGAUUGCCAUCAUUGGCUCUGACAUGCAGGAGGUGAUCGGAACAGCCAUUGCCUUCAGCCUGCUCUCAGCCGGCCGCAUCCCCCUCUGGGGUGGGGUCCUCAUCACCAUCGUGGACACCCUCUUCUUCCUCUUCCUCGACAAAUACGGUGGGUGCCGGGCAGGGGGGAUGAGGGGAUGCUCACCCACGCAGCCCUGGUGCCCAUGCGGCACUGGUGUGCCUGGCUCUGUCCCACCACAUCUCUCAACCCCUCCAGGGCUCCGCAAACUGGAGGCUUUCUUUGGCCUCCUCAUCACCAUCAUGGCCCUGACUUUUGGCUACGAGUACGUGAUGGUGAGGCCAGGGCAGGUGGAGGUCCUGAAAGGCAUUUUCCUGCCCUACUGCCCGGGCUGCGGGCGAGAGGAACUGCUCCAGGCUGUGGGCAUCGUUGGCGCCAUCAUUAUGCCCCAUAACAUCUUCCUCCACUCCUCCCUGGUCAAGACACGGGACAUUGACCGGUCCAAGAAGGAGGCAGUGCAAGAGGCCAACAUGUAUUUCCUGACUGAAUCCUGUCUGGCGCUCUUCAUCUCCUUUCUUAUCAACCUCUUUGUCAUGGCUGUUUUUGGUGAGGCUUUCUACCACCAGCGGAACGAGGAUGUGCACAACAAGUGCAUCAACAGCAGCGUCAGCCACUACGCCAGCAUCUUCCCCACCAACAACGAGACGGUCUCUGUGGAUAUCUACCAAGGGGGCGUCAUCCUGGGCUGCUAUUUUGGGGCAGUGGCACUGUACAUCUGGGCCAUUGGGAUCCUGGCGGCGGGACAGAGCUCCACCAUGACCGGGACCUAUGCAGGGCAGUUCGUCAUGGAGGGCUUCCUGCAGCUCCGCUGGUCCCGCUUCACCCGAGUGCUCUUCACCCGCUCCUUUGCCAUCCUGCCCACUGUCUUUGUGGCCGCCUUCAGGGAUGUCAGCCACCUCACAGGCAUGAAUGACCUGCUCAACGUCCUGCAGAGCAUCCUGCUGCCCUUUGCUGUUCUGCCCGUCCUCACCUUCACCAGCCUGCGCCCGCUCAUGCAGGACUUCACCAAUGGCCUCCCAGGGAAGGUGCUGAUGACUCUCAUCACUGGGCUGGUCUGUGCCAUCAAUGUCUACUUCGUGGUGGACUUUCUGCCCACGCUGCAGGGCCUGGGCUACUACAUCCCCCUGAGCCUGCUAUUGGUCGCCUACGUGGUCUUCAUCACCUACCUGAUCUGGACAUGCAGUGUCGCACACGGAGCCCGGUUCCUGGCAGGGGGCCAUCAUGACCGGUUCAGCUUUGGCGUCUCCCUCGACUCACGGGCGCUGGCAGGGACCCAGUGACAGACCCCGAUCCCACCUGCCUCCCCAGCACAGUCCCCCCACACUGAUUUGAUGCCACACCAAGCCCCCGGUUGAUGUUCUGGCCGGACACGCACCCAUCAAGGAACUGGUUUAACAGCCGGGCAACCCUUCCCCCAAGUUUUUAGACUCCCCCUGCUCCCACCCCAAUUCAGGGUUGCUGGUCCAAGCUGGAUGCGGGAUGGGAAGGGUGCAGUGGGAAGCGCCCCCAGCCCUUGGAACAGAGGCUUCCGCGAAUGAGCCGCCCCGGCUCAUUAGUGCCGGGAACCGCCGGCCCCCGGGACCGCUAAUUACCGCCCGGGACCGCUAAUCGCCUCCCAGGACCGCUAAUCACCGCCCGGCACCGCUAACCAACCCUCACGGCCGGCGGACGGCAGGGCCAGACCGGGAGAGCCGAGGCCUCCAGUCCCACUGCCCAGUACCGGCCGCAGCCGCGGACCGGAGCCC